Messenger RNA from Eruca vesicaria subsp. sativa (arugula), 1503 nucleotides. Lineage: Eukaryota; Viridiplantae; Streptophyta; Magnoliopsida; Brassicales; Brassicaceae. The record is from the annotation of a GenBank genome assembly.
UAGUGAAGCCACACACAAAGAAGAGAAGGAGAAGCCAAAGAGACGACGAUUUACAAAAGAUGAGGAUCACUGUGAUGACCGCCGGCGAACAAAUCAUCACCCUUGACGUCGAUUCACACGAAACCGUUGAGAAUGUUAAAGCCUUGCUGGAAGUUGAGGCGAAUGUUCCGAUUCAGCAGCAGCAGCUCUUGUAUAAUGGAAAUGAGAUGAGGAAUUCUGAUAAAUUGAGUGAUUUGGGUGUAAAAGAUGAUGAUUUGUUGAUGAUGAUGGUUUCCAGUGCAUCAUCUGGUAGUGCGGUGGGGAGUGAUUUGGCUAUGAAUCCUGAUGGGUCAGCGUCGAACCCUGCGGCUUUUCAGCAACAUAUUCGGGGUGAUGCUAAUAUUAUGGGACAGUUAUUUCAGACGGAUCCUGAGCUUGCGCAAGUGAUUUCUGGAAGCGAUUUGAAUAAGUUACAGGAUGUUUUGCGUUCACGGCAUCAACAGAGAUCUGUAGUGCAGCGUCAGAAGGAGGAAGAACUCGCCCUUCUGUAUGCAGAUCCUUUUGAUGUUGAAGCACAGAAGAAGAUCGAAGCUGCAAUUCGUCAGAAAGGAAUUGAUGAGAACUGGGAAGCUGCCCUUGAACAUAAUCCUGAAGGCUUUGCUCGGGUGAUAAUGCUGUAUGUGGAUAUGGAGGUCAAUGGUAUACCUUUAAAGGCUUUUGUUGAUAGCGGUGCUCAGUCGACAAUCAUAUCCAAGAGCUGUGCUGAGAGAUGCGGAUUGCUGAGACUCAUGGAUCAACGGUAUAAAGGUAUUGCUCAGGGUGUUGGCCAAACAGAGAUAUUAGGCCGCAUUCAUGUCGCUCCAAUCAAGAUUGGGAAAAACUUUUACCCGUGUUCAUUCAUAGUGCUGGACUCACCUAACAUGGAGUUUCUAUUUGGCCUUGAUAUGCUGCGUAAGCAUCAGUGUACUAUUGAUUUGAAGGAUAACGUCCUGACUGUUGGAGGAGGAGAGGUCUCUGUUCCCUUUUUGCAAGAGAAAGACCUUCCUUCUCGAUUCUUGGAUGAAGGUGGUGUUCCAAAUCAAGCAUCUAGCUCUGGAGCAACUGUUCCUUCUGGGUUUACAGAGAAGAAGAGUAACACAGUUGCAAGCCCAGCGAGUCAACCUUCAAAAUCAGAGGGACCUGAAUUUGAAGGCAAGAUAGCAAAGCUUGUGGAGUUAGGCUUCUCCAGGGAAGCAGUGGUACAAGCUCUCAGAUUGUUUGAAGGAAACGAAGAACAAGCUGCUGGGUUUCUCUUUGGCGGCUGAAGUUUAAAUAAAUUAAAUAGUCUCAUUUACCAAAACGCCAAACAAACUGUGAUUUAAAGAGACUCUUUUUCAAUCUGCCUUUAUUUUUGUAUUUUAUUAGCUCUUCUUUACAAAACAUAGCAAUGGUGUAACUGCAGAACCAUGUCUUCAAGACAUCUCUCAAGUUAUUUUAUGCUGUCGAGUAAGCAGACGAAAGGUUUCGUAGAAAUGGAACUUUGAU